This is a messenger RNA of Fibroporia radiculosa, 1338 nucleotides long. RefSeq lists its product as uncharacterized. Bases 1 to 1338 code for a protein of 445 amino acids. The transcript is spliced from 11 exons. The record is from RefSeq and is a predicted model, not a curated record. NCBI's taxonomy places the organism in Eukaryota, Fungi, Basidiomycota, Agaricomycetes, Polyporales, Fibroporiaceae.
AUGUCCAACACCAGCGUUGCACAGGUGCUUUCCUUUCUGCAGCCUUUGAAAGUCGAGGAUUGCUGCAUCCUUUCCAUCACGAUCCUUGUUUUUUAUGACCACUUACUUACUUUUGGACAAGAAGUACGAUAUGUCUGGAAGAGCAAGUUAUCGUCCGCCACGAUUAUUUUCUAUCUUAAUCGUUAUCUCAUUCUUGCGAUCGCUCUUGUUGAUCUUAUUGGAUUCUAUCCUUACAAUAAUGUUGUAGUAAAGGUACUGCUUCCCGCGCUUGUGCCCAAGCAAAUGCUCAUCUACUCCUUCACGACAGCUGCGAGGUCGUUGAAUAUUUAUAUACCAUUCUUGAAGUCCUUUGCUUUCUCAGCCGUUCGUGUCUUUGCCAUAAGCGGCCGUAGUUGGCCCCUAGCCUUACUAGCUCUAGCACCAGGUUUGGUCCCGUGUGGCACCUAUAUUUAUUCUGCCGUGAAGACUAUAUACAAACCUACACAUGGCAUGUUCGAAGACAGCGGUUGCAUGGCCAUUUCCACCAUGUCAGAUUCUAUUAAUGACAAUGGUGAUCAUCACUCGUGUGUGCCUGAUUGCGUCCGAUACCAUCGUUAUAUUCUCAACAUGGUACUUUACAUGGAAAGUCCAUCGGACGACAACGCAGCUGCAUACGACCAGAUCCGUCGUAACACUCCUCCUGCGAGACGGAACUCUAUACUUCCUGCUGUUGCUUUCCAUGAACGUGUUGCAAAUAACCUUCUUCCUAACACAGAAUACAUAAUCCGCAUCACGGCACUGCUCGUCUCGCGAUAUAUUCUCAACCUCCGACAUGUACAUUCACGCCACGGGGGAACACCCUCGCGCACGGCGUCUGGUGAAGGCACCGGGUAUGAAUCCGCGAUCGUCUCCAUGCCUAGUUCUGCACCAGGACACGCGUCAAUCCUUUACGGGCGACAGCGGUCAGUGUACUCGAAACACCAUUCAUAUCGAGGGGACACCGCACUGCGGGACAUGAAGUGGCGGCACAUGCACUCCACGCAGUCGCGGACGUCCGGGUACACAUAUACCCCCGGUGGAUGGAACGAUGUGCCGAAAGCGCCGUGGAAAUAUGACGAGAUCGACUGGGAAUUGGACGGUGACUACGACGAGUGGUGGUCUGAGUUGUCAGGGAACGAGGCAGCGACAGCGGUAGAGAUGGACACAAUGCGCGCGCCGUAUCGUCCCGCCGUCGGGCUUCAAGUCGCGGUUGAAAUCGAAGUUCAGAGGGACGUCGAUUCGAUCGUUGAGGAGCGGCCGCAUGGGCUGGAGGAAGUAAAGCUGUCUAGGACUGUGGACGUUGGGUACGGCGAGCCAUGA